Sebastes umbrosus (honeycomb rockfish) is the source of this 1534-nucleotide messenger RNA. RefSeq names its product Src like adaptor 1a (gene sla1a). The record is from RefSeq and is a predicted model, not a curated record. Gene Ontology annotation, molecular function: protein binding. NCBI's taxonomy places the organism in Eukaryota, Metazoa, Chordata, Actinopteri, Perciformes, Sebastidae. Bases 189 to 1085 code for a protein of 298 amino acids. The transcript is spliced from 9 exons.
CUCGAGUAUCCCUUAUGUGAUUUACACGUUUCUUCUGUGUAUAUAGACUCUGUCUUUGCCAAGCAUUUUUGGAUACCUUUGCCUGUUUCUGGCCUGACUUCCCGUGUACUGCACCUGAUUCUGUAGCUACAGGACUCGGCUGCUGCCACCAUGCCCUGUUUGGGCAAUCAUCUCUCUCGCCACACUUGAUGCCAUCACAGCAGACCAGCUACGAGUCCCACAGUGUAUCUGUCUCUCUGCCCUCUGGAGUCGGGUCCGUGUGGAGGAUGGGGAAUAUGAUGAGAGGCGGGAAUGCCAGGGACAAGGUCAAAACAGACAACUCUGUAAAAGGUUCGGAGGAGGACUUGCUAGUGGUGCUUCAGGACUACCCGGCACGUGAAAUCAGCGAGCCCAUCUUCUUGAUGGGGGAGAAGCUCAGACUCGUCGCUCAGGAGGCACACUUUUGGAGAGUACGCUCUGUCCAAACACAAAAGGAGAACUACAUACCAAACAGCCAUGUGGCCAAAGUGUACCAUGGUUGGCUGUUUGAAGGGGUGGAGAGGCAGAAGGCCGAGGAGCUGCUCUGUCUACCCGGGACCAGAGUGGGCUCCUUCCUGGUGCGGGAGAGCGCCACAGAGAGAGGUCUGUAUUCGCUCUCAGUGAAGCACAGGAUCGUAAAGCACUAUCGUAUCUUCAGAUUGGACAACAGCUGGUACUACAUCUCCCCACGCCUCACCUUCCAGUGCCUUGAAGAUUUGAUCAACCACUACUGUGACUUUGCAGAUGGCCUAUGUUGUGCGUUAACCACCCCCUGUCUGUCAGGCAUGACGCCACCGUUAGAUGUAUCUCCCGGAGCGCCACCUGUAGUCAUGCGACGCAACUUUGACUGGAAGAAAAUAGACAGGGGACAGCUGGUCAACACAGAGAGCUGCAGUGACAACAUGGUGAGCUACGGAGUCAGAAACAGCAUCGCCGCCUACCUGUCCUUAUCUGGCACUGAAGACCCUGCACGGACGAGAGCACAGAGCAGGAAGAAAAAGAGUAAAUCUGUUUAUGCUGUCCCUGAAAGCGGCCUCGGAAACAUUGACUAUGAUGAUGACUUCUAGAGACAGCAGCGGGGCUCAAAAGACUGGAAUACCUUCGAGUGGGAGGCGGUAUAGAAGGCAUCCUUCUCUCAAAUCAACCACAUUUCUAAUGUCAGCAGUGAACCGAUGUUUGUGUCAAGCAUCCCAAACAUCCAAGUGUGAUAUAGUUUCUAAUGUGAGCACUGUGAAGUACUUUAAUAAUAACACAAAUUGCAUGACCACUUACACUUUGACUCAGUUAAUAAGAUGGAACUUUAUGGAGUUGAACUGGAAGAUGGUGCAAUUGAACUGUGAUGUGCGUUCUGCACAUGAAAUACAAACAGCCCAGCAUCAUGAUAGUUAAACGGAGACUUGAAUGCCAUGGGUAUUGAUGGGUAAUAUUAAUGUUUAUAUAAUAUUUGUUGCAUUCAAACUAUUUUCCCGUGUUCUUAAUAAAUGUGAAAUGGUCAAAUGGUUGACACCAACUUAAA